This is a messenger RNA of Epinephelus lanceolatus (giant grouper), 4157 nucleotides long. It is a transcript of the gene selenon, whose product is annotated as selenoprotein N. Gene Ontology annotation, cellular component: endoplasmic reticulum membrane. The record is from RefSeq and is a predicted model, not a curated record. NCBI's taxonomy places the organism in Eukaryota, Metazoa, Chordata, Actinopteri, Perciformes, Serranidae. Gene Ontology annotation, biological process: calcium ion homeostasis; skeletal muscle fiber development. Gene Ontology annotation, molecular function: calcium ion binding.
GAUUAGGUGUGGGAAAUAAGAAAUCUGUGCUGCUAGCUAAAACAUCCCACAGCUGUUGCCAGCGAUCGUAACGGCCGGGAAAGACGCGCGGUCCCCGGCUACAGGAGAACCGAACCGUCGCUAGAUUCUGAGCACUUUAAGGAGAAAGUUUACACUGAACGAUUCCUGCUGGUUACCUUUUUCUGGACGCUAUCGGACGAACAUGUCCUAGUGUAAAUAGCUGUGGUGGAGGUCGAGGAUGGCCGCAGACGUGGAUAAAACAACCCCUGAGGAUAGGAGCGGAAUUUCGCAGCAGAAUGGGCACCGGGGUCCGAGCCGUGGAUCCUGGAUCUCCAGGGCGGUGUGGACUCUGCUUAUAGUCGGUGCUGUCCCUCUUCUCGCCUUUGGGAUCAAGUAUUACCAAGAUGCACAGCUCCUCAAACGUCAUGAGGAGAGUGUCCGAACCCUGGGUGCCGAGGGGCUUUUUCUCUUCUCCUCCUUAGAUGUCGACCAUGACCUUUAUCUCAGUCCGGAGGAGUUUAAACCAAUUGUUGAGAAGCUCACAGGGAUUACACCCCCUGUGGAUUACGAGGAGGAGGUGGCUCAUGACCCCAAUGGCGAGGCUUUGACCUUGGAGGCCAAAAUGCAGCCCCUGCAGCUCGACUCCAUGACAAAAAGCAAGGAUGGUUUCCUCGGGGUGUCUCACAGCUCUCUGAGUGGGCUACGCUCAUGGAAGAGCCCAGCAGUGCCUUCUUCCUCCUUCUCUGCCAGCCAGUUCAGAGCCUUUUUGCCUCCCAAGAACAAAGUGGAAGUGGGAGACACGUGGUGGGUGAUCCCUAGCGAGCUCAACAUCUUCACUGGGUACCUGCCCAACAAUCGUUACCACCCUCCGGCACCAAAGGGCAAAGAGGUUCUCAUCCACUCCUUGCUGAGCAUGUUCCACCCGCGGCCCUUCAUCAAAUCACGUUUCGCUCCUCAGGGAGCUGUCGCCUGCAUUCGUGCCAGCAAUGACUUUUAUUAUGACAUUGUGUUCAGGAUUCACGCAGAAUUCCAGCUCAACGAUGUCCCAGACUUUCCCUUCUGGUUCACCCCGGGGAAGUUCAUCGGCAACAUCAUCAUCUCUAAAGACGCAUCUCAUGUCCGACACUUUCACCUCUACGUCCCCAAUGACAGGUCUCUGAAUGUGGACAUGGAGUGGCUGUACGGGGCCAGUGAGAGCAGCAACAUGGAGGUGGACAUCGGAUACCUGCCACAGUUGGAGCUGCAGUCCAAGGGUCCGUCCACUCCAUCCAUCAUCAUGGAUGUGGAAGGCAACGUCAUCGACAGCCGAGAUGGCGACGGCGAGCCGAUCCAUUUCGUCUUUGAGGACAUCCACUGGACGUCAGAGAUCAGCGAGCAAGAAGCCGCCCAACGCCUGGAGGUCACCCUCUACCCCUUCAAGAAGGUGUCCUACCUGCCUUUUUCAGAAGCCUUUGAGCGAGCUGAAGCAGAGAACAAACUGGUGCAUUCCAUUCUGCUUUGGGGGGCGUUAGACGACCAGUCCUGCUGAGGUUCGGGGCGAACUCUCCGGGAGACAGUCCUGGAAAGUUCGCCCGUCCUGGCUCUGCUCAACCAGAGCUUCAUCAGCAGCUGGUCUCUGGUCAGAGAGCUGGAGAACAUGCAGGCUGAUGAGCAGAACCCUGUGUUGAGUGAAAAGGCCCGAUUACACCUGGAGAAGUACAGCUUCCCUGUGGAGAUGAUGGUGGCACUGCCCAAUGGAACUAUUGUCCACCACAUCAACGCCAACUUCUUCCUGGACCAGACGUCCAUGAAACCAGAGGAGGAAGGAGCGACGUUCAGCUUCUCCGGUGGGUUCGAGGACCCCUCCACAUCCACUUACAUCAACUUCCUCAAGGAGGGGUUGGAAAAAGCCAAGGAGUACCUAGCACAGUAAUUAGUGUGUUUGUGCGAUAGAGCCUGAGAGACUAAACACGAGGAAGUGAUCAUCAUUCCUCUGGGUAAUGAUCCAAGAUAAGGAAAAAAAAACCUCCAGCAAUUAUGUAGAGAAGAUUCCUCAUCAGUGUUGGCAGCUGAAAAACUUCUUUUUCCCUCUUUCUUACUAUUUAUUUGGGCAUCUCUCCUGGUUAGAAAGUUUUAUAUACAGUAUUUGUAUUGUGACAAACAGUACAGGGAAAUAUUGCUUCUCAAACCUAAUGUUACUGUUAUAUAGCAUAUUUUAAUGAGAUGCAAAGCGGCAACAGAUACGUAAACACAUUAGGAUCUGCUCUCUCUCUGCUUGUCGCUGCUGUCAUAACACAACGACCAUACAACAACCUAUACUUCUUUUAUAUUGUGGUGUCGCAUGUGCAAUAUUAAAUGACUGAGUGUGUUUUCCUGCUGCUGAGCGUACCCAGAGACAGGGCCCGUGCAGCUGUUGCCUUCAGCUGUGUUUCAGCAGUUUGUGAAGUCGUCGCCUGAAAGCUCUCUCCGGGCUGGGCAGCGCCUGAUGUUAUUGCUGAGGCUGCUGGAGGGAACACCCGUCUCUGACUCAGGGGACAAAGGCAGCAGGAAAAAUCAAACUGGGCCGUGGCACAUAAAAUAUUAAUACAGCUGUUUUCUUGUACUUCUGAGUUUGCAACCAAAUGUUGAAUAUUUUGCAGAUGCUGGUUUUUUUGUUUCUGAGGAAGAUGUGACCACACCAAAGAACAUUGUUUUUAAUACGUACAGGAGCUGGUUUGCAGCUAGAGGAGCUGUUGAUGUUCAUAUUUAUGUAACUCAAUGGAACCAAAUGGUCAUAUGCUUGAUUCUUGAACUGAGCGGCACAUGAUACCGUGUCCUGUUGUUUUCCUCUUUUAGGCUCCAGGCUAAAGAAUGUAUUUGUUUGUGUCUUGAGGGGAAAUCCUUGAUAUUUUAAGAGAAAAAUGACAAUCUGGACCUACUAUUAGCUUAUUUUCUUCAAUAUCUUCUAAAAUCCUUGUCUCGUAUGUUUUUACCGUAAAACAGAAGAACACAGGGAUCAAGAAAACUAAUGUCAAGCAUUAACAGUGUAAUCUGACAAAUGAGAAUAACAUUAAAGGAGCUGUAUACGACAGUCAGAGAGAAUCUGUAUGUAAGAGUCUCAAUCAGGUUGUCUGCACACCUCUCGUAACAUGGAGGUGGCUGAGCUGGCUAGCAGCUAACGGUGCUAAAAGCGCAAGCAGUGCUAACGAUGGCAACAGUGCUGACAGAGCUAACAUUGAGGCGAAAAUGUAUUUCCUAGGAUAGAGAAAGCAUAACCCGUCCUACUCUGCUUUAAAGCAUGGAUUUUCAUUUGAGAAAUUUGCACAGAAAUUUAUAAAAACUGAUUUUGAGGGUUCUUAUGAACGCUUGCACACCCUUGCGUAACAUUUGUGCAGGGGAAAAAUAUUCGAACGGCCCUUGAUUUCAGCCGAUUUCGGAGGAAAUACAUGUUUGACCAAUGAAAACCUUAGUUCCAACUGAUGUCAUACCUCCAGGUUGUAGCUAACUUGUUCACUUUGGUUUCUGCUUCAGCUGUGAUAUGACGAAGAUGCUAACGUAGCUGAUAUACAUUUGUUAACAUAUGUUGGUCACGGUCUCAAACAGAAGAACAUGGCUAAUUAUUAUGAAGAGUAAUUUCAUCGGACUAACUUACCAGGUGCUGGUCUGCCACUCUUAUCAAACAAUCCUUCAUACCUGGUCGCCGUUACGUAGCAUUCCAUGCAGCAGUGAUAUUACGAUGGUAUUGAGGGCUUAAUCGUGUAGGAAGAACAAGCUACUUAUGUUUAGAUCGGAGGGCUGAUGUUUGGAGCAGCCAAAUGGUGUAGUUGCAGGCCAUUAAUCUUUGUAACUGUAGGGAGGGUGUAUUUUUCAGAGAAACUGGAUUUUGGAGCAAUGGUUGUUUGCUUUUGGGGUAACAUUCUCUGUCUGGGUGGGUUUUUGUUGUGUGGAGUGCACACAGGCACUAUUUAGGAGCAAAGUCAUUUUUCUUUUCUUGAGGAAAAUGGUAUACAGCAACGCAUUGUUUGCUGCUGUAUUAAUGCUCUGAAUGUCGCAUACAGCUCCUUUAACUGUGAAGGUCAUACAGGGUCCACUCCAUAAGAAACAUCCGGCUGAUUUGAGCCUUUAAGGGAAAACACUGUAACCUAUCCGUGCCAUUUUUUUCACAAAUAUGAAACAAUAAAACCUUUUUUUGUACAAUC